GCAAAUGCUGAGAAUGUGUGUACCUCGGAGUCCACGCUUCGCGAGCAAAAGGUGAAGGAGCUUUCAGAGUGUUUGCGAGUAGAAUUCGGUCCGAGUGGAGCAAAACUGCACACCUUGACGCCCGCGGAACUGAAUGACUGCCUCCGACGGGUGGACGCUGCCUUCACUUCCUCUCUUACUAGCGAUCACUCUUCGUCUGCGGAUCCUUCGUCCAGGCAACAGAGCCGACCCUCUCUCAACGACUUCUCUCUCUGGUUGGCAUCUUUUGACGAAACGCAGGAUUUAAACGUGGAGCUACCUGGGCCAAAGGUUAUCCGAAUCUUGGGCAGCGACGGUGUUUGGAGCAACUGGAUGGUUAAGAGUGGUGAAGAUCUUCGACAGGAUUCACGCAUUCAACAUCUCUUCCACUUCGCUAAUCAUGCUCUGGCCCGUGCCCCUACUGGCAAACAUCAGCCUAUCCCCUCUAAAUCCGAUGGCGCAGUGGAUAACCAGACCUCUACCCUGUUGCUGCGAACUUACCUCGUCCUGCCAGUAACUUCGCAAUUGGGCCUACUUCGAUGGAUUCCGGACACGAAGACAGUAGCUGGUUUCUGCAAGUCCGCCAUGAGAGCCAGUGAAGUCACCCUCUACAACGGUCCAUGUGAUUACUUCAAUGUUUUUCUUUAA
Messenger RNA from Dibothriocephalus latus, 666 nucleotides. NCBI's taxonomy places the organism in Eukaryota, Metazoa, Platyhelminthes, Cestoda, Diphyllobothriidea, Diphyllobothriidae. The record is from the annotation of a GenBank genome assembly.